GGUAACGGAGAUGUCAUUACAACCAAGUAGGCCGGCAUUUCCUUCCUUACCAGUUGGGUGCAUUGCCACCUCACGGAAUACAAGUUAAGGUAGCUUUAAGGUAAGAAGAGUUGAUACACUUCACAAUGUUUGCCACUGCUUCCACUAGGGUUGCCAACUUCUUUUAAUCUGCCCCACUCCCGAGCAUUUAAUAGGAGCCUGGCACACAGAAAUGUAGCCAGUAAGCCUUUUUCUGGCACGGAGGAAAAGUGAGAGGAAAAGCUAAGUCUGCACACUUUUGUACUUGCUUACAACGGAGACAACGAGAGUACAAUACUCUGAUAAGGGAGGGGGAAAGGACAUAAUAUGAAAAUAGCUGGAAAUCUCUCAGCCUUGCUCUCAUCAAGGGGAACGGAGCUAAGUUUUGGAGUCUAGUUCAAGGAGGCCUAUCAGGCAAACCUACUGGGCUUGUACUCCUUAUAACACCUGAAACAUGGGUGACCCACUUUAGUGACAUCUAUGGCAGUGAAAUGAACUUAUUAACCUAUACACCAGACAGCUCUGAUCCUCCCUGGCUGGCCACCUGUCUCCACUACAGUGGUACCUCAGGUUAAGUACUUAAUUCGUUCCGGAGGUCCGUACUUAACCUGAAACUAUUCUUAACCUGAAGCACCACUUUAGCUAAUGGGGCCUCCUGCUGCCGUCGUGCCGCCGGAGCAUGAUUUUUGUUCUCAUCUUGAAGCAAACUGCUUAACCUGAAGCACUAUUUCUGGGUUAACAGAGUCUGUAACCUGAAGCGUAUGUAACCUGAAGCGUAUGUAACCCGAGGUACCACUGUACAGAGAUUGGAGAACUUACUAUGUCGCUGCAUCCUGGGAAAGCACUGGGUGGAAGAUAUGAUCCCUCCAGAGAUAUUCUCCUCAGAUGUAAAUUGGGGGGCCCCAAUUUUGGCCAAACUAUUUACUCACAUAAACAUGACUGGUGACAUCCCCGCAGGGUGGCACACCAGCAUAAUUGUACCAAUCCCCCCCAAAAUGAGACCUAUUGGAUCCCUGUAACUAUAGACCCAUAAGUCUCCUAGAUGUGGCUUCCAAAUUUUACUCACAAUAUCUAUUAAAUAAAAUUCUGGACUGGGACAGCAAACAAGCCAUCAUCCAUGAAGAACAAGCAGGAUUUAAGAAGGGCCGGUGCACUACAGACCAAGUUUUUGUUUUGUUUUGUUUUUAUAAAAUAUUUAUUAAAGUUUAAACAUUACAAAAAAGAAAAGAAAAACAAGAGAGAAAUAUACAAAACAUCAACAAUACCAAGAAAAAACAAAACAAAACAAAAACAUUAAAAAAACCCCAAAAGAGAACAGACAAACAUACAAAAGAGCCCCAUAUUUUCAUAUCCUUAUCUUUCAUUAGCUUAUUUCCUCGACUUCCUCACACCUCCUUUUUUGUAUUCUAGUUCAAUUAAAUGUUCUAGCAAGUCCUUUCCCUCUUUCACAAAUUUAGUUCCAUAAUUUAAUUUAACAAAAUUUUAAACUUAAAUUUACAUCUUUACCCAAUGUCAGCUAUUCAUACUUAAUUCCUUAUAAUAUUUCUACUAAAGUCAUAUAACUUCUUUCCAGCAUCUUUCUAACAUUCAUUCAUUUUAGAAUAUUUCUGUAAAUAAGCUUUAAAUUUCUUCCAAUCUUCUUCCACCAACUCUUCUCCCUGGUCUCGGAUUCUGCCAGUCAUUUCUGCCAAUUCCAUAUAAUCCAUCAGCUUCAUCUGCCAUUCUUCCCUGGUAGGUAGGUCUUGUGUCUUCCAGUGCUUUGCGAUGAGUAUUCUUGCUGCUGUUGUAGCAUACAUGAAAAAACCUCUAUCCUUCUUUGGCACCAAUUGGCUCACCAUGCCCAGGAGAAAGGCCUCUGGUUUCUUUAAGAAGGUAUAUUUAAAUACCUUUUUCAUUUCAUUAUAGAUCAUCUCCCAGAAUGCCUUAAUCUUUGGGCAUGUCCACCAAAGGUGAAAGAAAGUACCUUCAGUUUCAUUGCAUUUCCAACAUUUAUUAUCGGGCAAAUGAUAGAUUUUUGCAAGCUUGACUGAUGUUAUGUACCACCUGUAUAUCAUUUUCGUAAUAUUCUCUCUUAAGGCAUUACAUGCCGUAAACUUCAUACCUGUGGUCCAUAACUGUUCCCAGUCAGCCAUCAUAAUGUUAUGUCCAACAUCCUGUGCCCAUUUAAUCAUAGCAGAUUUCACCAUUUCAUCCUGAGUAUUCCAUUUCAGUAGCAAGUUAUACAUUCUUGACAAAUUCUUAACUUUAGGAUCUAACAAUUCUGUUUCCAACUUUGAUUUUUCCACUUGGAAACCUAAUUUUUUGUCCUGAUUGUAUGCUUCCAUUAUUUGGUAAUAAUGGAGCCAAUCACGCACUCUGUUUUUUUAAUUUUUCAAAGCUCUGUAAUUUUAAUCUGUCACCCUCUUGUUCCAAAAUUUCCCAAUACUUCGGCCAUUUGGCCUCCAUAUUGAGUUUUUUCUGAGCCUUUGCCUCCAUAGGUGACAGCCAUCUUGGGGUCCAAGUUUUUGUUUUGUACCACCUAAUCUGUAAAUUCGCCAAUGAAUUUACUAGAAGCAAUGCAGCUAGUAAGCCUGAUCUUUAUUAAAGGAAAUAAACUGUUGCAACAAGGUCCCCACUCACCACACGCAGGAGAGAGAACCCCAAACAAUGCUGUUCAAGCCCCUAUAUACAGUAGACUUUUGAAAUUGCCCAUCCUGUAGCCCAAGACACACCUGCAUUCCUGGGUCCCACUAAUCAGACACACGGGAGCCGAGAGGAGAGAAUCCAAAGUUCCUUUAUUUUGCUGCACAGCAAAGUGUUCCAGCUGAGAUCGCUCUCAAAAGUCUGGACCCUGGGGUGUCACCCUUAGGAGUCUUUUAUAAGUUUCAUAAACAAUGGAAAACAUAUUGUUAUAGGAAAAUCCUUGGGCUCACUUGGAUUACCAAACAAAGACACCAGCCGGGAAUAUAGGGGCUAAACAGCAGCCUGUAGGCCUGGUCUUUAUUUUAAAGGACUGUUACAAGAGGACUUCCACCCACCACAUGGGAGAAGCACAGAACAAAGGAUUGCUCCCACUUUUAUAAGUUUUACAAAGAUACCUACAACACACCUAAAUUUACAUCAUGCAUACAUCACAAAUGCAUCACAAACUGAGCAUCGGGUUUGUCCCCAUCCUUCCCUUGACCUCCACCUCACACCCAUCAAGUAAGACAAAAUAAAUAUUUACAAGUUCCUGGUUUCCCAGGCCAAGUUAAUCACACCUCUUUGUCCCAACCAAGAACCUAAUCCAUUCCUGGAUGGUUUGCCAUUGUCCAUGGGAUGACUGCCUGUCUGACACCCAUUGCCAGGAUGCCAGUGAUUACCUUUCCUGCAAGGGGCUGCUGUGUACAGACUCCCCCCUUUCCUAAGCCAUUCCUUUCCUGAACAGAACAAAGUUGGAAUGGUGCAAAUCCAUACCGGAGCAAUUUUAUAAGGCUUUCUAAAGUUUUCCCAGUGAACCAGUAGGUAGAUACAUUUAUCAGUGAAUUUGGUAAUGUGCAGCAGAGGCCCUUUGGAUAAAGAUAGGAAAAACUGUGGUUAAGUGUUUUGUGGCGACAUUUGCCAAAGUGAUUGUGUUGAUUUUGGUCAGGGGUUGGCAAGGUUUACCUUGCCUGGGCCAGUUCACUCCCGCAGAGAUCGCUCCGUGGGCGCAGACGCAAUUUUCAGUGCCGCGGAAGCAAGUCCCCGCUCCGUGCUGCACCAGUUUAGCGCAGCGCACAGGGACUCAUCGCGUGGGCAGCUUGGUUCGCCGACCCCUGAUUUUGGUAGUCGGGGUGUGUGUGUAUGGUAUCUGCUGGAGGGGCAACCCCCCAACCUUCACAUAAACUACAAUAUAAAACCAAUCACAAAUCCCCAAAUCCCUCAUUGUCUUAUUUGGAAGCGAAGCAAGCACCCUGAUACUGUUCAAAACUUAUACUUGCGUGGCUGUGGCUGUGACUGCGACCCUUCAAUUCUGCUGACAGCUCAUUUAACUUGUUUACUUCAGCUUAUUUACUGCGCCUCCGCAUCCCAUAGCCUUAAUACUGCUCUUUGCUAAUACAGUGGUACCUCAGGUUACAUACGCUUCAGGUUACAUACUCCGCUAACCCAGAAUUAGUGCUUCAGGUUAAGAACUUUGCUUCAGGAUGAGAACAGAAAUCGUGCUCUGGCAGCACGGCGGCAGCAGGAGGCCCCAUUAGCUAAAGUGGUGCUUCAGGUUAAGAACAGUUUCAGGUUAAGUACGAACCUCCAGAACGAAUUAAGUACUUAACCCGAGGUACCACUGUAUGGCAAUUGGAAACUCCUUAGCAGGAAAUGUCUGUCUGCUUUAAAAUGCUAUGCAUUCACUUUCUCACUUUUACACUUUUGACCUCAUGCUUGCAGGAGCCUUGCCAACAAGACUGUCUGUGGUAUAUUUGUAGAUAAUCUCGUCAACCAGAUGUUCGUAUCUUUAGCAUUACAUGUGGGAGAUGAAAGCUGCUUGCGCUUUAAUAUUACAAGUAUAUAGGGGGGGCAUGCUGGGUCUAUUACCUUUACCUGACACCCACUACCACAAAACCACCCCCCAAAACAUUAUACAUAUAUCACAGAAGGAGGUGGUCUCCAGCAGAAAUUUGAGAGUGUUGCUUCUCUCCUGUCUGCCAGGAUACCUGAUAAUGCCUUACUUGAUUGCAUUUUCUGGGAAGCCUGACCAUUCCUUCAAGAUGGUAAAUACUUAGUUCCUGAAUCUUUUACGCAUAUUGAUAGUGUGCUCAGCUUAACAGAUACUUGCCAGACUGUAUUUGAAAACAGAGGUAUAAGCCCCUACAGUCAAAAGACAAUUGGAAAGCUUUUCCCAUUUCCUUCCUCCUUGCAGUGAAAUAUUUGAGGUCAAUUUGGGAGAGUCAAAAUGGCUUCAGGAUUGUUCUCCUGUGCUAUUUAAGACAUGGUUUAUAUACUUCUGUAUGUGUUGGCCUGUAGCACCCUGCUUGUGGUUAACGCUUAGCUGGAAUGAAAUAUUCAACGCAGCAAUAGAGAAAUUAAAAUAAUAAUUUAUUUGUCAGACAAAUAAAUGAGAGACACAGUGGUAUAUGGAUACCAAAGCUCUGCCUACUCCAGCCCUGAUGGCCAGCACUUAUAUUUCCUCAGCCCAGCCCCCUUGCUCCUCCUUUGGCUGCCUCUGUCCAAUCAGCCUGGUUGAAAUUCCUAUUGGUUGUUUGCUAGAACCAAUCAUAAAAGAUACACCCAUUUCCUAUUUCCUUUUAUGGGAGACAAAAAGCUAUAUUUCCUUGUAUCCAUAAAUGGCAGACAAGUAGCCAUAUAUCUUACAUUUACCUCGACCAGGCACCUCAAUUACCAGAUAACCUUUGGCCCCUGUUGCCCUAUUCACCGCAAACCAGAUGGCUAAAGCAGAUGGUGCAUGGUUUCUAAUUUUUUUAUCUUAAAGAGAUCUUGAGUUCACCUUCUCACCCACCAUAAUAGGAAUCUAACAUAAGAAUCUAACAUUUCUUACUUUCUAAAUCCUUUGCAUAAUUACAUUUAAGCCAAUAUAUUUCAUACAUAACAUAGAUAGAUUUUUAGAAGGAAAGGCCUUUUCAAAUUAGAAGGAACUUAGUAAAAGCUAAGUUCUCUUAGUUCUAUAAAGAAACCUUUUCCCUAACCAGCAGCUGUUUCUUCCAUUUAACCUUUAACCUUAUGGCUCGAGUCUUCUGUUAAACAAUAAAUUUCACUAUUUACCAGUUCUUAAUUGUGUUUUUACAGCUUGAUUGUAUUCUGGUCAGUGUGACCUUUUGCUCUCUGGCUCUAAUUUCCUUUUACAACCUUGAAAUACUUUUUACAACCCUGAAAUACUGCUAUUUAUAGCAGUGGGGCCCUUGAACAGCUGCCAGAGUAUUCAAGCUGGUCUUCUCCCUGGCAUGAGAGAAAAAUAUAUUUACAAAUAUAAUUUUUUAAGCUCAAAGCAGAUUUUGAUCAGAUGCCUCAGGCCUUGUACAUUUAUGAACAUUUAUUUUAUAUUUGAGACCUUAGAAUUUUUGUAACAAUUGUAAAAGUCUUUGGCUAUAUAAAAUUGACGUAUGUUAGGCUGGGUGGGAGGGGUGGGGGAAACGGGCAUGCUCUGUUUUGAGUGUUGUCUGCUCAGUCUUUUUGGAGAGAAAUGAAUACUGAGCCACUAUUGCUAUAGCAAUAAAGACUUGAACCUUUCCACUCAUUGCAUUGGCGAGGAGCUGCUACUCUUCUAGACAGCCAGAAUCUGCACAGACAGAAUUAUAUAUCCAGUGCUUUUUUUAAAUAGAAAAAAUAGGUACCGGUACUCACCAUGAAGUUGUUACAGUGUGUGUCACACUUUUAAGCUACACACACACACACACACACACACACACACACACACAGGUGCCGGUACUGCGUACCAUUGAGUACCCCUUGGGGGAAAAAGAGAGCAUUGUAUAUAGCAGUCCAUUUAAGAAUUUGCAUUUGAGCUUGUUUCCCCUCCUCCCUUCCAUUCCUUUCUCCUUGUAUGUCGUGUCUUUAUGUAAACUGCUAUGGGACCCCUUUUUUAAACUUAAGAGCUGUGUAUAAAUGCCUUCAAUACACAAACCAAAAGCAUUUGCAAAAACAAUUUUUUACCCUACCAAGCUUAGUGCAUGUCAAAUUGUGCCGCAUUUGACUUUAUUAUUUCAUUUUUAUUCCAACCGUUCCCCAAGGAGCAUAAGGUUCUUUCCCCUCCCUAUCUUUCUAUGCACAAUCAACCUGCAAGGUAGGUUUGACUGAGGAAUAGUGACUGGCCCAAGGUGGGGAUUUGAACCCAUGUCGUCCUGGUUCUAGUUACAGCUUGCUUAUCCACUAAUUACAGCUGUGGGAAACCUCAUGUCAGAGGCUAAAUGUGCCCCUCCAAGCCUUUAUCUCUGGCCCUUGGGACUCUGCCCAGGCUGCACCCCUCACAAAUCUUGUUUCACAGUCUUCUUGGGUGUUUUUGUCUACCUAGAAGUGUCCUUGGGCUCUGAUAUGCCUCUGGGUUGCCUGGCUGGUGACAGAAAGGUAUGUGUGUGUGUACAAACUAGCCAGCCCACUCUACAAAGAUAUCAUUUCCAUUUGUUGCUCUGUCCAUUUUUGCCAGCACUAGCAUGUGGCUCCCAUAAAAUGGUCCAGAAGAGAAUGCAGCCCUCGAGCUGAAAAAGUUCCCCCACUCUGGAUUACACCAUACUGGUGUAGCACAAAGAAUCCUUUGUAACAUCUGCAUUGUAUUUGCAUUGUUGAACUAUUACAGAAAGAGAACACAAGAGAAGGAAAGACUGGUGUUGGGUUGAAAUAAACGACAGACGAAUGGCAAGGUGUCAUACGGGAGGCAUCUCUCCAGCAAGUCUCGGAGAGUCCCUUUUAUUGAAUAUUACGGCAUUUGCCACAUAUGUGCUUAUUGCUGAUUGGUUAUGUUACCGGAAAAAUCUGAGGGCUCCCUUGGACAAAAUAAAGACACCAACCAGGAUAACUUGGAGCAAAACAGCAGCCUGUAGGCUUGGCCUUUAUUGAACUGUUGCAACAGGGUGUUCCCCUCACUUGCGAGAGAGAGGAAAGACCCAGAAAGAUGGUGUGCAAGACCUUAUAAAAACUUUUGAAAUUCCCAUCCUCUAGGUCAAGCCCACCCCCAGAAACAUCAUGCAUACAUUACAGAAAGGAGGGGUUGAGGGAGGAGUUGUGGUGGUAACCUGAGUGUCCUGUCACCUGGCUGGUUCCUCCUUUCCCCCUCCCCAUGAGUCACUUCCAGGAGACAAAGGGAGUUGGCAGUUUCCUGCCCCCAGAGGGAAGAUCUGAUCAUUGUCCUUUGUUUCAGUCCAUGCUGAAUCCACUCCCAUAUGCAAGUUCUUUGUGAUCUUGAUGGUCUUCUGUCUAGGACCAUCAGGGUUGGCAUAGCAACUGGGCAGGGCUCCUGUGGAUGUGCUGGGCUGGUGAAGGGAUUAUGGCUGACCAGAACCAAGCCACCCCCCUUUGAUAGUGCUUGUCAUAUGGAGUAAAAUAAAAAUGGAACAGUGCAAAUCCGAUGUAUGGUUGAUUUUUCUAUGAAUUUAUAACAGAAGUGUGGCAUAUGUAGUGUGUGAGUGUGAGUGUGUGAAGUUUGUACAAACUGAAUGAUUGGGGUGGGGGGUUCCUGCUACAGUUAACACAAGUACAAAGCAAAGGUUACAUUAAUACCAGUAGAUUAAAGGUUGGGAAAGGGAGCACAGAACAAGACAGGCAUGAAACCUCCUAAUUAAAUUAUAACUAGUGAUUGAUUGAUUAUCAAGACUUAAACUAUUACUAAUGAUUGAUCAUGACAUGAAAGAACAUAACAAUCGCGUUCCUAGAUGUGGUCAACUAUGCAUUAAGAACAGGUCAGAGUAUAAUGUUUUCAUGAACUCAAUAUGAACUGAACAUUCUAGGGUGAUGAGGGAAUGUAGAACGGUUUGUGCAGCAUGUGCAGAAGAAAAGCGUAGAAGCAAGACUUCCCAUCAUGCCACAGUCAUGUGCAGAAGCAAAGCUUCCCUUCAGACUGGGGUUAUCAGUUUUUUAAACACUGGCUCCACUUCUCUGCCUUUAACUGUAGAAUGGGACGCUGAGAUGGAAUAGGCAAAGAUUAUCUCCAUGCCAAGAGAAGCUUCACCUGUUGAGCUUCUGUAUGCCAGGCUGCAGUUAAAUAUACAGGGCAAGGAUAGUUUAAAAAACAAAACAAAAAUACUAGCAGAAAAGGCUUGGCUCACAAACGCAGGAGGAACGAAAAACACAAUCUGAAAUCGUUUUCAGAAGCUGUUAACACAGGGGAAGGGAAGCGGCGGCUCUCUUAAGGCGUUAUUGGACUCCAACUCCCAUCAGCCCCUCCCACCACGGCCACAGAUGAGGCUUGAUGGGACUUGUAGUCCACAAUGUUCUACGUUCCCGGUGCAGCAGCUAAACAAAGCAAUAACACUUCCGGUUGUUAAUCGAACGCGAGGGGCAUCCCAUGCGGGUAAAGGAAUAGGACGAGGCACCAUAGAGGUUUCGGUGAAGGAGCGGUUCCGGGAUACCCGCUGUGCUCCACCCCGCGGGUGAGGGUGUUCAAAUGGAAUCCCGAAAUGAGGAUUGUUAUUAUCACGCUUUCUUCUUCUUCUAUUCCUCUGGCCAAGGCGGAGGGUAGCGUAGCUGCGGGUGCAACAGGGAAAGGCUUUAGCAAAAGCGGGGGGCGCUUUGUUUCUGCGAGUGCAAAUUGUUGUUGAACGCGAGAGAUUUUGCAAACAAAAGCCACUCUCAAGCGGCCCCCCGUUUCUCUGAAGGCGGGUUACAUGCUCGGAUUUGCUCAGUGCAUAGUCGUGGAUACCUUAUUUCCUACUGGGAUUGUCAGAGGGGAAAAUAAUCAUUGGGAGCGAUCACCUGCUUCCCAGUGGAAUUAACAGGUUUGUUGUAUCUUGCGUUAGACCCCUACAAAUGAGUGAACCUAAGUUUUCAUGUACAUAAAUUUCAAUGGGUCUACUCUGAGUAGCUUAAGGUUGGCUACAGCCCUAGGUUUCUCUGCUUACCAGGUUGUAAACCAUUAUAUAUAAGCAGAAGCCAUUUUCUUAAGCUAGGAGUUAACAAAACAAACGAAAGCUUCUUGAUAAAGUAGCGUGUUUGAUAUCCCCCUGGUGUUCACGUUUGACAUUCUAGAGUAGAUUUUCACGGAAAAAACCGCUGAAAGAAUUCAUGAUACGACAAAACAAAAAUGCAGUUCACUCAAAAUUGAAUGUAAUUAGACUUACCCUAACACAGUUUCCAGAGAUAUUGCCAAAUUAUGAGCCGAUGCUAUGCCAUGUUUGCUCAGAAGCAAGCCUCACUCUGUUCAGUGGAGUUUACUCAGUGGUAAAUGUGUUUAACCUUAGUUUGUUCCUAACAAAAAGACAAAGACUCCUGUAUCACAAAAGUUAAUAACGACAUAAGCUCUCAUGGAGUAUGUUAAAGGAAGGUGCAGCUGUUGAAUUUCUGCCUGUCCAACAACAGGGAGAGCUGCAGUUGGGAGCCCUUAAAGCUCUGGCUCUAGGAUAUGAUCUUAAAAAGACAUAUGAAGCCACUCUUUUGCUGAAGGAACAUGGAGCUGGGCAUUGCUUGAAUGGGGUGUGUGUGUUUGUGAGUAUGCUUUCUGUGGCUCCAUGGAGGAAAAGGGACAGGAUGUACAUGUAAUAAAAUAAACACAUCCAAGCUUAAACAAGGGUAUCAAAGGAAUAUUUUGUGAUUGGUCUUCCAUGAGUCCUGUGGAAUCAGUUCCUCUUUAAGCAGGUUAUGUGGUCUCUGUUUCUACCCCCUCACUUCUGAACUCUCUUUUUCAGACAACAACAGGAAGUUUCCACCCCCGAAGUCUGUCAGGUUAACAGUGUAAUCUCCUCUAAGAGCAGCUGUCAGCUAAAUAGCCCAUGUUGCUUGCAAGCACAGUAUGACUGAGAAGCAAUCUUGUGCCAAGAGGGCCUCUCGGACCCUUACACUAGAAAGGAUCCUGGGAACUGUAGUUUGUUAAGGGUGUUGAGAGUUGUUAGGAGACCCACGUUUUCCACAGAGCUGCAGUUCUCAGAAUGGUUUAACAGUAAAUACCUCUUGCCAGGGAGCUCUGGGAAUUGUAGCUCUGUGAGGGAAACGGUUCUCGCAACAAUUCUCAGCACCCUUAACAAACUGCUCUUCCCAUGGGGAAGCCAUGACUUGAAAGUGGUGUGAUACUGCUAUAAACAUAUAGUGCAGAAAGGGCCCAAGAUAGGUGGAAGCUAUGGUUAUUUAUAGAGGUAUAAAACUGAGAAGCGGUGACAUGUGACUGGAGAAAUGGAAAUAUAAUAGUUGGGAAGGAGCGAGCCAAGUAUUUAUUGUAUAGAGCAUACAAACUAUUGCAGAAUAAGGAAGAAGCUCAGUGGUAGAGCACAUGGUUUGCAUACAUAAUAUUUCCAAGAUCCAGUCUUUGGCAUCUCCUGUUAAAAGGAUCUCCCAUGAGCUGCCACCAGCCAGAAUAAGCAAGACUGGCUGGACAAUAGUCUUAAUAUAAGGCAGAGUUAUACAUUUCUAGAAUAAUACAAAGAGGGUUCCUAAUGCAAAAUACUUAAAGUAAUAAUAAUAGUAACCAUAGAAAUCUCUGGACAUGAGUAACUUUGGUCCAUUGAUUUCAGUGGGUCUACUCUUGAGUAGAACUUAGCUGGAUACAGCCCUAAUAUAUGGGUUCUGUCAUCCUUAGUAUUAAUUGAUACAGUCAACUAAUGGCAUAUAUACAGUGGAAAUAUCUGUUCUUUUGUUUUUUUAGGAAUGACUUCCCACUGAGUCUGAAAGCUAUAGCUGAUGAGUUUUUCUUACCAAACCCUGUCGACACUUUCCACUCCAAGGAAGCAUUCCUGAUGUGAACUUAAGCUGGGGAGGAACUUGCUGAGAGCAGUAGAGGACAUGAUUUUCAUAGGCUGGAGGCGGCUGAUACGCUUAUGCAGCAGACACAUCUUCAGUACAAGUCUAAAGCAAAAGGAUGGAAGCAGCUGUUCGCUUUGGAAGUGCUACCACCAGAAGACUUCAGGGAGUCUCCUGGAUCCAGAGAUGAGACUGUUUUUGGAGAAGAACACAGAAGUCAUCAGCAGUGGGAACCUGACACCAGAAAUAAGAUUAAGACUUCUGACUCCUCGCUGUCGAUUUUGGCAUGACAAGGCUGCCUUAUGGCCAUAUGGGGACCCGUACUGGGCAAUCUAUUGGCCAGGAGGCCAAGGACUAGCCAGGUAUAAAACACUUAUCAGCCCUAGAAGGCAUAAAUGCCACAUGUUCACCCUGACUUAGGUUUACUAGUGUUAUGGAAAUAGGGUUUGCUAACGCGGGUGGAGCUAUGGUCUAAACCACAGAGCCUAGGGCUUGCCAAUCAGAAGGUCAGCGGUUUGAGCUCCUGUUGCUCGGUCCCAGCUCCUGCCAACCUAGCAGUUUGAAAGCACGCCAAAAGUGCAAGUAGAUAAAUAGGUACCGCUCUGACGGGACGGUAAACAGCGUUUCCGUGCGCUGCUUUGGUUUGCCAGAAGCGGCUUAGUCAUGCUGGCCACAUGACCCGGAAGCUGUCUGCAGACAAAAGCAGGCUCCCUUGGGCCAGUAAAGCAAGAUGAGCGCCGCAACCACAGAGUCGGCCGCAACUGGACUUAAUGGUCAGGGGUACCUUUACCUUUAAGUGGGAGGUCAAUCAACCAGACAAGAAUCAGCUACGAAACUCUUUAUUCCUGAACAGGAAGGGUGUGCCCUGCACCUAUUGGUUGCAGAGGCAGACCCCAAACACAUAUAACACAUAGCCUUUUAUGCAUUGAAGUAAACAACUCCUAAAACAUCAUCAGCUGUAUGUUAGUCUUUGAGUUAGUCUGCAGAAUUGCCUUAUCUGUUCAGACAGUUAACUUUCUAUAAAUGUUUCAUGUCUUCCAUGGCUCUUUUAUUGUGUUCUUAGUUGUUUUCCUUUUAACUUGCACCUUCUGCAUUUCUCAAUGCCCUUUUCCUAUCCAUCUUCUGCUUGAUUUGCGACGUAUGCAUUCCUUAUACCACUAGCUAAUUCAUAUUCAGUGCUAGGCUAAUGCAAUAGACUUUGCUACGAAUGUGUUUUUUUUUACUGUUCUUGUUUUUCAAAAUAUACUCAGAUACCUUCUUGAUAACCCCGAGGUUGUCAGAGAGAAGAGAGUCCUCGAUCUUGGAAGCGGUUGUGGAGCAACAGCCAUAGCAGCCAUGAUGAGCGGAGCCUUGCAUGUUGUUGCCAACGACAUUGAUCCUGGUAAGAUGCUCCAUUGCACGUGCAGUGCAGUCAGUCUCAGUGCAUUGGGAAGAAGGGAGGACCAUAUGCGGCUCCAGCAUGUUCCAAGGUAACAUGAUAGACAAAGAAGCCUUUGAAAGAACUGAGCAUGUCCCAUAGCCAUUGAGGCAUCAAUGCCAUCAAGGCAGGGCUACUUGAUAGUGAAACAGUCAACACAGCAGUGAUGAUCUUCCAGCUUUGUUAAAAUGAGAUACCCGUUUUGCAGAAGAGAAAUGGUGUAGAGCAGGCGUUAAUUCACCCUCUCUUAAAGACAUCCAGGAUGAGCAGUUUCCCCUUGUCUGUCUGAAGGAUAAAGAACCCUACACUGACAUAUGUCUUCAUUUUGGCUGGCUUCCCCAAAGUAGCUGGUGUUCUUUUAUAACUCCUCAAGAUAAAAGGUAAAAAAGGUAAGACACCCCCCCCCCGGAUGGUUAAGUCUAGUCAAAAGCGACUAUGGGGUUGCGAUGCUCAUCUUGCUUUCAAGCCGAGGGAGCCAGCGUUUGUCCACAGACAGCUUUCCAGGUCAUUUGACCAGCAUGACUAAACCACUUCUGGCGCAACGGAACACCGUGACAGAAACCAGAGUGCACGUGUUUUUGUGUUUCUGUACCUCCUAGAUCAGGAAAUCUGCUUGCUUUUCACUAUUUGUUCCAACCACAGACUGUCUGGUUCUAACCACCACAACAUCUGGCAAGUUAUUUACUUUGUCUUCACUUCCUUUCCUUUACUCACUGGAAAAUGUUGCCCUAGAUUUAGAGAAGUCACAUGACUCACUCAGGCUAAGCUUGCCAACUUUGGUGGGGGGAGAAAAACCAGUGUGGAAAAAGCAAAACACACAGUGUUCUCGCAAGGCAGAAAGCAAAUGUAAAGAGAAACAUAAUCUUUUUAUAUGAGCAAAGUCAGAGAUUGGUUUGGGGCUGAGCCACAAUUGAAGCCAAAUCUCAUAGUGUUGUCUAGUGGUUGGAGGGCACAUAGCCCUCAAUAUGAACACACUUCAGGAAGUAGAAAAUGAUCUUCAACGGGUUGUAGAUUCCACCCUGAACAGCUAGGUAAGAUACUCACCAGAGCAUAUUCAAAGGACAACGAAAGACAGCUGUUUUGGUCCAUUCAAAACACUAAAGAGAUUUGAACUUUCCCCCAACCAUCAGCCCCGACUUGGGGCCAUUAACCAUUAAACCUGCCUUACAGAAUGAAUAACCAGCCUGUUACCCAGUUUAGGAUCCAAUAUAAAUAACCAAUAUAAGAAAUACAACACAAAUUCCACAACUGAAACCAAACAAUGCUACUAUGGCUAAUCGUCAUCAUAAACAUCAUUAUUCCACAUUUAAAAUAACAUAAUUAAAGAGAAUUCUCAAAACAAUGUGCUUAAAACAACUAAGAAGCACAAAAACAAAUCAUAUGCAAAAAAUUGAAAUAUAUGAAAAUGCAUCAUAAUUGCAAUAUAUCAUGUUGCAAUCUUACACAGAACACAUACCUCAAUUGUUUACUCUGCAAAACACUAUUUCUGCUCUCUGUUGGGGGCCCUUCCUCUUUCACAUACCACAUUCUUAUCCUGUAGCUAAUGAAACAUCUGGGCUCCAUUGGCAUUCUAAUUCCACCCACACAGUUCCAAGUCCUUUGAUUCCUGUCCUGCAGUUAGUGCCGAGCCACCCAGAUGCUGCAGAAGCAGUGGAUGCUAUUUCUUCUCACAUAUUCCCUCAAGUAAUAGAGCGCACACAUUAGUAUAGGUCUAGAACUUAAACAUGUAUCCUAACACCUAACCGACUAUAUCAACUAUCCCACACAAGCUGAAGCCACUCUAGAUUGGUGAUCAAGCUAGCUAAUCCCAGAGUCAGGGAUAUAGAUGCUGCUGUUCUCAGUGGCAUGAACUCUGGUCUGAUGGAGAAAGGCCUCCCUGCAUAAGCUAAUAUUGUGGUUUAUAUAGGAUUUUGUCUAGCGGUCCAUGCCGACUUUGGUGUAGGGUUGAGUCAGGUGGUCAGUCAAUACACUCAGUUAUGUAAAUGAUGCGACUUGAGCAGCCUUCACCAAUCUGGUACCCUCCAGAUGUUUUGGACUACAACUCCCAUCAUUCCCAGACAGAGUACAAAAUGUACCAGGGACUUGAAUGUGAUCAGCCCAUGAACUGUGUCCCUAGCAAUACUCUGCCCAUAGAGACUAUAAGAUAGCUUGUUAAAAACAAUUCUGGCAAGGAAAGUCUUGCCCAACAAAGGAUCCAAAAGACUAGAAAGUUGACCAGUCCAGGUGAUGUUACCAACUCAAAAAUUUGGGCACUGAUCUUUUCUUGUUUGUUUCCUUAUUUCUCAGUUGCAGGAGCUGCCAUGCUGCUGAACUGUGAAUUGAACAACCUGAAUCCUUUCCAUGUUCUCACAGAGAACCUCAUUGGUACAGAAGUAGACAACUGGGAUCUUAUUAUCCUAGGGGACAUGUUUUACAGUGAAGCUCUUGCAGACAGCCUUCAUCAGUGGCUGAAAAACCACAUCCAGACUCAUAGGACUAAAGUGUUAAUUGGAGACCCUGGCAGGCCCUAUUUUGUGUGCCACAAAAUUCAGAAGCAGCUUCUCAAAGUCAGCGAAUAUGACCUCACCAAAUCAACGCAGCAAGAGAACAAUGGGUCCACCAGUACUGUGGUUUGGCACUACCAGCCUUGACUCUCCAUGGACCUCAAGUGCAGAAAUACUGGACUAUAUUGCAUGUCACUUGAACUACUAAAAGCCCCAUUUUGUGGCAGUUCAAAUUCUGACUGGUGCCAAUACAUACUAUACUGCCUAUAUGCAUUCUAUCAGCAUGCAUACAUUCUAUAUAUUUCAAUGACACAGCAUGGUUUGUACCAGCUGAAGGUGGCAUUUGUGCAGACUGGGACAGGCGUAAUAAAAGAAAGCACUUUGCCUUAUAAUUCCCACUUUAUUCAAUGCAAAUUAUGUGUGCAUGCCAGUAUGUGGCUGAGUUUUAUUCUUUAGAAACAUAAAGGAAAAAACUUUUCAAUGAAGUCUUUUUCUUGCAAAGUAUGCGUGUAUCAGUAGUUGCUGAUGUUGAUUAAAAAUGUAAAAUCCU
Molecule: messenger RNA, 15793 nt
Organism: Podarcis lilfordi (Lilford's wall lizard)
Lineage: Eukaryota; Metazoa; Chordata; Lepidosauria; Squamata; Lacertidae
Source: the annotation of a GenBank genome assembly